Molecule: messenger RNA, 3713 nt
Organism: Octopus sinensis (East Asian common octopus)
Lineage: Eukaryota; Metazoa; Mollusca; Cephalopoda; Octopoda; Octopodidae
Product: coronin-2B
Exons: 16
Coding region: 221-2353 (710 amino acids)
Biological process (GO): actin filament organization
Molecular function (GO): actin filament binding
Source: RefSeq, a predicted model, not a curated record
ACAACAACAACAAUAAUAAUCAUAAUUAUAAUAAUAAUAUUAAUUAUUUAUUAUUAACUAAUUCAUUCAUUCAUUCAUGAUUUGGUGCUAAAAAUUGGAAUGGAUUGUUUUUGAACGUCAUGGAUUCGUGUGACCUCUGAAGUCCGAUCGCAACAUCUCUUCCACUUGUCACCAUUUAUUAGAACCGCCGUUCUUAACAGUUGAAAUAAAAACUGUUGGAAUGGAAGGACCGGCACCGGCUUCUCCUUCAAAGAGGAUGAAAUCAACUGGAUGGGGGCUAGUUACGAUGGCGUUUCGAGUGCGGAGCUCUAAGUACCGCCAUAUUUUUGGCAGUCCUUAUAGAAAAGAGCUUUGUUAUGAAAAUGUUCAUAUUACCAGAAAUGCCCAUGACAGCAAUUUCUGUGCUGUGAAUCCCAAAUUUCUGGCAGUUGUGAUUGAAGCCUCAGGUGGAGGAGCAUUUUUAGUACUUCCAUUGGAAAAGACUGGUCGUGUUGAUAUCAAUGCUCCCAAAGUUACUGGUCAUGCUGGAACAGUUUUGGAUAUCAAAUGGAAUCCAUUUGAUGACAAUGUCAUUGCUUCAGCUGCUGACGAUAACACGGUAAAAGUUUGGCGGAUUCCCAACACUAUGCAUAGUAACCUGACUGAGUGGGCAGUUGACCUUCAUGGUCAUCAACGUAAGGUUACAAACAUUGAAUGGCAUCCGACCGCUUCUAAUAUCAUUCUCAGUACUGGAAUGGACCAUAAGUGUAUUCUGUGGAACGUGGAGCAAGCUGAGCCUCUUAAUAUCAUUAACUGCCAUAAUGAUACUGUGUUCUCAAUAACUUGGAACCGGGAAGGUAGUCUUUUUGCUACCACAUGCAAGGAUAGAAAGAUCAGAGUACACGAUCCGAGAACCGCCCAAGUUGCCAUCGACGGAACUGGCCAUCAAGGUGUUAAAGCCUCCAAAUCUGUUUUUCUUGGAGACACAAACCGGAUCUUCACAACAGGUUUCUCAAGAUCUAGUGAGCGCCAAUAUGCUAUCUGGGAUGUGAGAAACAUGACCAAAUCUUUAAAAACUGAAGUAGUGGAUUUCUCCAGUGGAAUUCUGUUUCCAUUUUAUGAUCAUGAUAGUAAAGUGAUUUUCCUUGCUGGCAAGGGUGAUGGUAAUAUUAGAUACUAUGAAAUAGUAAGUGCUGCCCCCUAUUGCCACUAUCUCAAUCAGUUCCAGUCUUCAUCUCCACAAAGAAGUUUAGGAAUAAUGCCAAAGCGUGGCUGUGAUGCUAAGCGCUGUGAAAUUGUGCGGUUUUACAAACUUCACACUGCCAAAGAUCUGGUGGAGCCAGUUUCAAUGAUUGUUCCUAGGAAAUCUGACCAGUUCCAAGACGAUAUUUUCCCACCAACGGCCAGUUGUGUUCCCUCCCUCACAGCUGAUGAAUGGAUCAGUGGACAAAAUAGAGAACCAAUUUUAGUUUCACUCCAGGAUGGUCAAAUGACCAAUUGCCCUCCAAUUACAUCUGCCAAAGCUGUUCAAAAACAGGAUGGAGCCUUAAAGCAAACCCCGACCAUCACCACUUUCAAGGCUGUCAACCGUCCUCCAUUGGCGCGUUCGUCUACAUUACCUACAGCUCAGGUUCCUCCUAGUGUUAACACAGAAAUUAAUAAGGAACCGGCAUCUCUGAAAAACAUAAAAAGACUUAGCUCUAAUGAUGAAUUUGUUACUUUAUCAAGUGAUCCUGCGAAUAACACCUGUACUAUUGAAAACCAUGGGGAAGGUGAUGUGUCAACAGCCAAGGAAUCUGUUAACAAAACCCCUGAAAAAGUGAUGAGGAAGUCUUGGGCUCCGUCGUCUAAUUCUAGUUCUGCUGAUGAUGUCACAUCAAAUGGGAUUGUUUCAUCGUCACCUGUCGAUAAUUCUCUGCCAUUUGACCAAAAUCUUAUAGAAGGCAGCAGUCAAGAAAUCGCUGACUUGCUUCAAUCAUGUCACUCUGAAAAUUUAACCGAAAUAGUCGAUGCAGAAUCCAAAAUUGAUACAAAAAAUGGUCUGGAACCAGAAAAUAUUCAUUCUACAACUGCUGUCUUUAAGUCAAAUGUUAAUUUGACAUUUUCUUCUGAAACUAAAUCAGUUGAAAGUGAUGAACGAAGAAUCCAUGUGAAGAAGGUAUGGUCCCCAACUCCCAUCUCUCCUUCAAGCCUGGAGAAUGGGACCAAUCAGCUUGAUGCUGAGCUACGCAAAGCCUACUUUCAACAAGUGGAAGAGAUCAAAAGCCUUAAGGAACAAAUGUCCAUGAAGGACAAACGGAUUCGGCAACUGGAAGAAGAAAUCUGCUCAAUCAGGCAACGAGUGAACAGCGGUGAAAGUGAAAGUAACUGCUAAAGUCGAAAUCCCUUUCAGGGUCAAGUAACAACACCCCGUGGAGGGAUUAAACUGUUUCUGAUGAUGAUAAUGAUGAUGAUGAUGACAACAACCGUUGAAAAAGUUAACUUCUGCAACUGACUUUCUCUUACUGACGAUGAUGAUGAUGAUGAUGGUGAUGCACACACAAACAAAUUCUUACUAUUGACUAAUGGGAAUAUUUUAGACAAUUAGUUGUUAUUAUUAUUAUUAUUAUUAUUAUUAUUUUAUUAUCAUUAUUAUUAUUAUUAACUAAAUAGACUUGACCAAUGCAUCAGUUAAGAAUGCACCUCACUGCUGUAUGACAUUGUGGCCACUAUUACAAUUACCACCACCACCACAACCACCACCAGUACAACUUAUAGAUCAGUUAACACCAACAAAUGCUCAAUAACAACUGAUAAAACUAAAAAAAAGGACUUUGGACUGGAUUUAUUCAAUUCUUUCUCUUGUCCUCGUGUUUUUAGUUUUUCUCUCAUUUUUCUUAUUUUCUUAGUCCUCCCCGCCCCAGCCCCUCACUUCUCUUUUUUUCUUUCUUUGUAUCACUUUUGAUGUUUUACUUAUUUGUAAAAAAAAAAAAAAAAAACUAAGCCUGUUCUGAAGUUCUGAGAUCACGAAAUUUAUGAAGGAAGAAUAAACGAAAUAGCCACGAAAUUACUGCAAGAAGUGGAAUAGUUGUGAAAUUCUGACAGUAAUAAUAAUAAUAAUAAUAAUAAUGAUAAUUCAAUUUUAUUAUUUGUCAUAUUUAAUUUUUUUAAUGAAAAUAAAAUAGAAUAAUUUGAUAAAAGUCCUUCAUAAGGAUAUUUUAAGUUUCAUCUUAAUUCAGUUGGGCCUGCCCCACCCCCCAUCUACCAUAUGAUCCCUCCUCCCCCAUAUACCACAUAAUAUUCCUUUCCCACCUUAAAAAAAGAAAAAAAGAAGACAUUUCUAUGUAUUUAUUUAUUUUUUUCUUUCUGUAUUUGCAAAACAAAAAUAACUGAAAAAUUUGUACAAAACUUUUUGCUGAAAUGUGUAGAAUUGUCUGCCAAUCUUUCUCUCUUACAAACACACACACACACACACACACACACACACUGCUGUACAUAUUGCACCCACAGUGCCGCCCCCUCCCAGUCUUGUUAAUCAUAAACACUCUGCAGCUAGCUUUAUACCUUCUUCAGUUGACACUACUACUACUACUACUACCACUACAACACUUCUGUGUAUAGCCAUAGAGUUGCAAUAUGCACACCUAGCCAAGUAUUGCACACAUACACACACACACAUACACAUACACCAAGCUGUAUUGAUAUUUGUUUUUUCUGUGAUUGUCAGAGUAAACUAAAACAUUUAUCUUUUAAAA